GGUAACUCUGAUCAUGUCUUGUAGUGACAGCGAGGCUUAUAAUCACGACUAUGACCUUCUGGUCAACAAAGGCUCACGAGCAAAACAUAGUAGAUCCACUAGGAACUCUCCUGAAAAUAUAAUUCUCACCAAAACCAUCUACGACCCGCACAAUGCUCUCAGCAAGAGGGCUCAAAAUCGCCUUUUGGCUGACGACUGCGAUGGUGUGCACGCUUAUGUGCCGUAUUCUCUAAACAAACAACAGAGAUGGGAGAUCAACCCCACUACUCUGCUUCGCAGGCAGUCUUUCUCGAAUCCAGAGAUAUACGUGGUCCAGCAAGAAGUCAGCCCACUUUCAUCUCAUCCGACAAGUUCUACAGUGACGAGUGUUCGAUUGUUAAAUGAUGAUGGAGUGAUGACACUGUCUUCGAAAAGAAGGAAGAUGACACUAGACUACUUCAUCAAACGUUUGAAAGAGAUCCAAGAAUCAGAGGACUGUGUAGAGAACGCAAAAAUUUUGUACAAUGUUUACACUCAACCUCUUCUGCCACAAAAGAAAAAACGGCAAUCCAAAGCAGAAAAUAAAAAACGGGUCAAAAUCAACGAAUCAUCAUUGGAAGUCUGCAGCGACAGCGAACUUUCGGAUUCUUUCCAGGAAGUUGGCAAUGAGGCUUCUUUAGAAUCUACACAACAAGAGAAUAGCCCUCGGAUUAUCACCCUUGGUGACUUCAUAUGCUCCGAAAACGCUUCAAUGUCAGCGCAGAGAACGAAUCCACCCUCAAAAAGCAGCGAAGGCUCAAGUUUUGAGAUGAUCAGGCCCGAAACAACACAGCUACUUGAUAUAUCAAAAGUAACAAAUGCUAGUCACAUUUUUGAAAUUAUUGAUGUCAUUAUAAAAGGUUUCGAUUCUUUCAAUCUUUACGAAGAGGUUAAGCAGCUACUUCCAUUCUAUUGUACUCUACAGUGUUUUGAUGAUGAACGAGUGUCGGUGAGAAGUCGACCAACCGAUAGACCACUUUUUGUUCUAUUUUUUGAGACCCUCAAAAAACAGAGGAAGCUUCGAAUCCGAAUUAACACUUCCACUCCAUAUUCGUCCUCAGCUACAAAAGAGAAUCUCUUUGCAAUAUUUCGAAGCGUCAGAGGAUUCUCUGGUAUUUUCCAAGAUUUGCUGGAAUUCAUUAUGAAAUCGGACGUCCCUGAUAUGGAAUACAAAACCAGAUUUUACGCAUUUAAAGAGUUCUUUCUUUCGAGCACUAAUAGCGAACUGAUGGCAGCGGCUAGUGUACGAAGCAAUGAGAGUGAUGAGUUAAUAUAUGUAGAUUCUCAGUACUGUCCAGAUGACUUCGAGAUUGUCGAAAUGGAGACUGAUCCCUUCUGCGCCCAUUGCAAGUCAUCCUUAUUUGAUGAUUUAUUUCAAACCGUGAAUGGACUAUGGUGUAGGGAGUGCAUAGCCUCUUCACUGCUCCAUCAAUUACGACUGAAUCAGUUUCCCCUGGAAAUACCGCUCUCAGCUGGAAAAUAUUCUGCUAUCUAUCUCCUUCCAGCUAUUCUGCCCAUGCCUGUAGUCUCUUUAAUCAUAAGGAUGUCUUACCGGUUCCUCUACUCGCUGGAUCAUCCUCAGUCUGUAUUUACGCGAUGUCCAAAAUGCUCUCUUCCUCACACAGUGCCAGAAAUAAACGAUUUCGACGCAUGCUCAUGCAUCUAUUGUGGAUGCUACUGGUGCUAUUUCUGCGGAUGGGAACCACAUUGGCCUAUGACUUGUACAGAAUAUAGAGAAUGGGAGAAAAAAUGGAGCACACAAUAUCUCUACGAAAAAUUCUUGUUGGACAAGAAUGAGAAGCUUUUACGCAUACCAUGCUGUUGUGGUCGUGAUUUCUACGCUCCAGAGAGAACUGCUAAUGGUAUGAAAUGUCCAAACAGGAAGUGCUGUUAUCGCUAUGAUCGUGGCAUGUGUCGUGAUCCAUCUGAAUACUACCAAUGGUUUUGGGAGUACCGAGCCAAACGCCACCAGAGGGGCCGCAGAGGGGGCUAUGAAGCCACACCAGAUGUUCUGGAGCCAAUGAAGCUUAUCAGGAAAGAGUUUGCUGAGUUAUGCACAUUGGUUAGAAAUGAGAGAUUUAACGCGUCGAAGAAAAACGGGUUUGAGAAAGCCGCCUCAAAAAGGUUUUCUGCCGACGAAUGUCACAGCAUUAUGGAAUUACGCAAGAUGGUCCUUUUUGUGGUCGAAAACUGCACUGCUUGGCUGUACCUUCAUAGGCACGAGGAACAGAAUAAAUUGAGGAAAGCUGUCUUGAGGCUCUUCAAAACAUAUACUACCUUUAGGGAACAGAUUCUUAAUCUAGGAUGCGAGCUUACGGUGGGCAUCAGAGAUGUGCAAAAUUCCAUGGAAGAAGUUGUAGCUUUGUUCCGCCAACGUUUGGAAAACGAACGGGACACAAACAUUGGACAACUGUUGCGCUUCCAAAAGCUUGACAUCAUCUCUCAGGAGAAUAACCAAACGGAAUAUACGGAGCCCAACACCGAGCUUUGGAGACCUCGCGAAUACAUUGAGAAAAACGACUUCAUCAAAUAG
This is a messenger RNA of Cylicocyclus nassatus, 2551 nucleotides long. NCBI's taxonomy places the organism in Eukaryota, Metazoa, Nematoda, Chromadorea, Rhabditida, Strongylidae. The record is from the annotation of a GenBank genome assembly.